Molecule: messenger RNA, 673 nt
Organism: Racocetra fulgida
Lineage: Eukaryota; Fungi; Glomeromycota; Glomeromycetes; Diversisporales; Gigasporaceae
Source: the annotation of a GenBank genome assembly
GUCAAAAAUCAUUCGAUUACAAAUUGCCAAUUCUAAGGCUAAAACAGAAAUUGAAACCCUUAUAAGUGAGAAUUCAAGUUUGCAAAAGGAAUGUAAUAGUUUGAGAUCAGAAAAAAGUGAAAAUUUAAAUACAAUAAACUCAUUAAGUGAACAAAUUACAUUCCUUAAGUCACAAAUCGUUGGAUUCCAAAUUGGCGUUAAAGGAGAUAUUGAAGCUCUUGUAAGUGAGAAUUCGAAUUUGCAAAAGGAGUGUAAUAGAUUGAAAUUAGAAAAAAGUGACAAUUUAAGUACAAUAAACUCAUUAAGUGGACAAGUUACAUCCCUUAAGUCACAAAUCGUUGAAUCCCAAAUUGGAGUUAAAGGAGAUAUUGAAGCUCUUAUAAGCGAGAAUUCGAGUUUGCAAAAGGAGUGUAAUAGAUUGAGAUUAGAAAAAAGUGAAAAUUUAAAUACAAUCAACUCAUUAAAUGAACAAGUUACAUUCCUUAAGUUACAAACUUUUGAAUCUCAAAUUGGCGUUAAAGGAGACGUUGAAACUCUUAUAAGUGAGAAUUCAAAUUUGCAAAAGGAGUGUAAUAGAUUGAGAUUAGAAAAAAGUGACAAUUUAAGUACAAUUAAUUCAUUAUGUGAACAAAUUACAUCCCUUAAGUUACAAACCGUUGAAUCUCAAAUUGGC